Molecule: messenger RNA, 13436 nt
Organism: Thalassophryne amazonica
Lineage: Eukaryota; Metazoa; Chordata; Actinopteri; Batrachoidiformes; Batrachoididae
Gene: dnah9
Product: dynein, axonemal, heavy chain 9
Exons: 78
Coding region: 1-13383 (4460 amino acids)
Biological process (GO): microtubule-based movement
Cellular component (GO): dynein complex
Molecular function (GO): minus-end-directed microtubule motor activity; ATP binding; dynein light intermediate chain binding
Source: RefSeq, a predicted model, not a curated record
AUGGCUGAAGCGUUUGGCGAGGACGAAAGAUUAAACUUCAUGAAAGAGUUUGUCCUGAGAUUUCUCAGACUGAAAGCGGACAAAUGGCAGAAAUGCUUGUCAGUCAAGGACAAUUUGCAGCUGAUGCUGGACUCUUUGGAAAAGCCGGAACAGAAAACUUUGGUUCUGUCUCUGAAGUCUUCCGGGGACCUGGAGCCUACGACUGGAUUCCAAAGAAAAUUCAAAAGUAAAUCUAUUUAUAUGACGAAACGCAAGAAAACGGCUGUGAGUGCAGACUCUAUGAGAACCAACCUGCUGUUCGGAGAGAUGCCUCCCGACCCGACGGCCCAGUUUUCUGUCGUUCUUCAGCAGAUUGUGGCCCCGCUGCUGUCCAACAGAAGCAACCAAACUGACUGGCCACAGACGGUGUCUCAGGACAUCAUGCGCAGCGUUGACUUACUCAAAUCUAAAGCGGUUGUGGUGUCAGGACAAGUCAAGGGCAAGACUGUGCUGCCUAUUCCUCCAGCCUUGGAGAGAAUGGAGGAAGCUGCCCUGGAGAGAAAUGAAAGGGGUGAAAUACUAGAUUGGAGCAUUAUCCACUCCUUUGAGUCAGCAGUGAUUGAGUGGAGCCAUCAGAUCCGCGCCGUCCUCAGGAAAGACUCCAGUGAGGCUCUGCAGAGAGGCAUAAACCCGACACCACACACAGAGCUGCUCUUCUGGGACAACAGAUACUCGGACCUGGAGGGCAUCCGCUCGCAGCUGCAGUCCGCUCAGGUGAAAAAGAUGGUGAUGCUGUUGGAGGAAGUGGAGAGCAGCUAUUUCCCUGCUUUUACUAACAUGCUACAGCAAGUCGUUGCAGCCUUGGAGGAAGCAGAGGAUAUCUCCACUUACUUGAAGCCUCUGCGGAGUUUGUUUGAGACGAUGGAGAGCGAAGACUUUCCUGAAGUCAGAGGUCAGAUCUUCCCUUUGAUGCACUGUGUGUGUUUGGUGUGGGCAAAUUCAAGAUUCUACAACACCCCAGUACGUCUCGUCAUUCUGCUACAGGAGACCUGUAAUCUCCUCAUACAGCAGGCCACAGUCUAUCUAAAUCCAGAUGAGGUUCUGAAAAGGGAGGCUCCAGAAAGUCUUCUGAAGGUCGAAACAAGUCUGGAGAUCCUGCACCUCUUCAAGGACACCUACAAGGAAAGACAGGCCAAUAUGCACCAGUACCAGACGGGCAAGAACAUGUUGAGGCCUUGGGACUUUUCCCCAGCUUUGAUCUUCUCUCGACUAGACCAGUUUAUAAACAGAGUCAAAACCAUUCAGGACAUACUGGUGACGACUGUGGAGAUGAUGAAACUUGAGAAAUUGGUAACUGGAGGCAUUCGAGGCCGAGGCCUCUGUCAACAGAUCCAAAUGCUCCACAAAGCCUUCCAGGACACCUACAGAUAUUCCACAGAGAAGCCGUAUAACUGCUUGGACCUCAGCAGCCAGGAGUUUGAAGAAGCUGUGAGAGAGUUCAACUUGAAGGUGGAUGACAUCGACCUGCAACUGGGAGCCAUCUUUUGUCAGUCCUUUGAUGAGGCCUCCAGACCUGAAUAUGCCUUCAAGGUUGUGGAUAUGUUUGACAGCUUGCUCCAGCGCCCCCUAGUGGCUGCAAUUGCUUGCAGCAGAUGCCCCCUUCUUGUCUCCAUGUUUGAGAAAGAGUUGGACUGCUGUAAAUGCAUCUACAUCAAACACAUCAAACCUGGAAAGACACUUGAUUCAGUGACUAAGAAUACGCCACCAGUAUCUGGUGAGCUGAAAUGGGCCCAGCAGCUACAGGAGCGCAUCCAGACCCCAUUCUCUAAAUUCAGACACAUCUCCUCCCAAUGCCUGGAAUCUGCAGAAGGCGUCAGGGUCAUCCGGAAAUAUGAGGACAUGAUGCAACUUUUGGACAGAUACAGCACCAGGAUGUAUGAGGGUUGGGCUGAGAGUGUAACAGAGUCUUCUCAAUACAACCUGAACAUGCCAUUAAUCAUCAGAGACAACUCCACUCAUCUCAUCUCAGUCAACUUCAGCCCUCAGCUGACGUCUGUGCUGAGUGAAAUUAAAUACUUGGGGGACCUACAGAUUGAGACCAUUCCUGAUGCAGCAAUGCAAAUCUACACCAACAGGGAGCAGCUGAGGCAGUAUGUGGCCAGUCUGGAGCUCACUGUGACCCAAUACAACAAGGUGAUGCUCUCUGUGCUCAGUGUGGAGCUUCCUCUGAUUCAGGGCCAGCUCAGGGAUAUCGAUGCCCAACUCAGAAAUGCAGAGGAAAACCUGAACUGGAACAGCCAAGGUUUAUGGCAGUAUAUCCAGGACACACGUGACUCUGUCUGUGACCUGGAGAGCCGACUCCAGAGGACACAAGACAAUGUGAAAGAGCUUCAGCACUACAUGCAGGCCUGGGCCGUCCCCAUUUUCAGUCGAAAAGAAGGCAAAAAUGACACACUGCUCAGUCUGGAGGACAGGACUGAGAGAUUGGACAAGGUUUACAGUUUGAUACGGUCUUCAGGAGAAAAGAUCCACUUUCUACUUAAGAGCAAUCUGGAGCUGUUCAGAGCUGAGCCGUCCUCUGAGGAGUGGAGAGUCUAUGUGGAGUACAUCGACAACAUGAUCAAAGAUGGCUUCUUGAGCAGCAUCAAGUGCUCCCUCAAGUUCUUUCUGGAUAACACGGACCAGAGAAUGGCUUUGGCUCCUCUGUUUGAGUCUCAGCUAGAUCUGAGUGUCCCUGACAUGGUGUUCAGUCCACCUUUGGAGAUUGGAGCAACAGGCAGUUUGUUUGACCUGGUGGAAAGCCUCACCACUGAUGUGUUCAGAAUCACCUUGCUCGUGCCGCGCCUCGCCCAGCACAGCCCCUUCCCCCACUACCAGCAUGAUAUGGAGGACAUUGCUGACCUGGCAGAAAUGCGUGUUCUCCUCAUGGAACGCGUGAAAAGCGUCAUGGCAACAUGCUGUGAAUUUCGUAACUCUCUUGAGCGCUACAGCUACCUUUAUGUGGAUGAUCAGAAAGAAUUUAUGCGUCGGUUCCUUUUGUAUGGCGAUGAUAUCCAGGAGAUGGAAAUAUAUGCUGACAGUGGCAUCCCAGAGAGCCCGCCAACGUUGGACAACUUCAGGGAGCAGGUGGACAGGUAUGAGACGAUUUACAAGGAGGUGCAGAAGCUGGUGCCAGUGCAGGUGUUUCAUGGGUGGAUGAGGGUAGACGGUCGAACGAUGAAGAGCGCCUUGCUCAACAUCAUUAAAAAAUGGAGUCUGAUGUUCAAACAACACCUUGUCGAUCAUGUAACCAACAGUCUCUCAGAUCUGGAGAAGUUCAUCAGUGUGACUCAGUCUGGUUUAGGCAAGCAGAUGGAGGAGCUUGACUACAGCAGUCUGGUGGAGGUCUUGGGUCACCUGCUAGCUGUUAAGGAGCGACAAAAUGAAACUGAUGUCAUGUUUGAGUCUCUUCACCAAACCAUCGAUUUGCUGAAGGACUAUGAGCAGGAGCUCCCACAUGUGGUGUACCAACAGUUAGAGGAGUUGCCACAAAAAUGGAAAAAUUUGACAAAGGAGGUGAUGGUGGUCAAGCAGCAGGUGGCGCCAUUGCAGGCCAUUGAGUUGGCCAACCUGCGUCAAAAAUGCGCUGCAGUCGAUGUGGAGCAACACAACUUUAGAGAGCACUUUCAUCAGAAAGGACCCUUCAGGUUUGACAGCAAAAAGCCCUACCAGAUAUUGGAACGCUUCAACCAGGAGAUCCAAGAGCGGGAGGCAGUGAUGGCCUCCUUGGUGGAAUCUGCCAGCUUGUUUGAGGUCAACGUCCCUGACUACAAACAGCUCCGACAAUGCCGGCAUGAAUUGGGCCUGUUGAAGGAGCUGUGGGAUUUGAUCAUGGUGGUGGAAUCUAGCAUGGCUGCAUGGACAACCACACCCUGGAGAGAGAUCCAUGUGGAGGACAUGGAACUGGAGUGCAAAUGUUUCUCUAAAGAUAUACGAUGCCUGACUAAAGAGGUCAGAGCAUGGGACGCCUUCACGGGUUUGGACAGCAAGGUAAAGAACCUUCUCAUCUCCCUGCGGGCUGUGGCAGAGCUCCAGAACCCAGCGAUACGAGACCGGCACUGGCAUCAGCUGAUGACUGCUACUGGUGUCCGCUUCACCGUGGACCAGGAGACAACUCUGGCUGACCUUCUGCAGCUAAAUCUGCAUUGCUUUGAAGAUGAGGUGAGAGAGAUUGUGGACAAGGCUGUUAAAGAGAUGGGGAUGGAGAAAGUCUUGUCUGAGCUCAACUCCACGUGGACAGAUAUGCAGUUCCAGUAUGAACCCCACCAGCGGACCGAGGUGCCUCUGCUGCGCUCAGAUGAGGAGCUGAUCGAAACCCUGGAAGACAACCAGGUCCAGCUGCAGACCCUCCUGUCUUGCAAGUACAUUGCCCACUUUCUGGAUGAAGUGUCUUCAUGGCAGAACAAGCUGUCUGUCGCUGAUUCGGUCAUCACCAUCUGGUUCGAAGUGCAGAGGGCAUGGACCCACUUGGAGAGCAUUUUCAUUGGCUCGGAGGACAUCCGCAUGCAGUUGCCUGAGGACUCAAAGCGGUUCAAAGGGAUUGAUGGUGAUUUCAGAGAGCUGGCAAAUGCAAUGCUUCAAACGCCGAACAUCAUGGAGGCCACCAAUAAACCCGGUCUUUUCAUCAAACUGGAGGACAUCCAGAGCAGGUUGUCUAUGUGUGAAAAGGCUCUGGCCGAGUACCUGGACACCAAACGUUUGGCUUUCCCUCGAUUCUACUUCAUUUCAUCAGCUGAUCUGUUAGACAUCCUCUCCAAUGGGACCAGUCCACAAAAGGUCCAGAAGCAUCUGUCCAAGCUGUUUGACAACAUGGCUAAAAUGCGAUUCGAGGCAGAUGGAGAGGGGAAUCCUUCGAAGACUGCUCUGGGCAUGUACAGCAAAGAGGAGGAGUAUGUUCCCUUUAAUCAGCCCUGUGACUGCACUGGACAGGUGGAGGUUUGGCUGAACCGUGUUCUGGAAACCAUGCGCUGCACUGUGCGCCAUGAGAUGACCGAGGCAGUGACGGCCUAUGAGGACAGACCCAGAGAACAGUGGCUGUUUGAUUAUCCAGCUCAGGUGGUCCUGACCUGCACUCAGAUCUGGUGGGCGUCUGAUGUGGGCAUGGCUUUUGCCCAUUUGGAGGAGGGCUGUGACAAGGCCAUGAAAAAGUACUACAAAAAACAGGUGUCCCAACUUAACACCCUCAUCUCUAUGCUGGUUGGCCAGCUGUCACCAGGCGAUCGACAGAAGAUCAUGACCAUCUGCACCAUUGAGGUCCAUGCAAGAGACGUGGUGGCCAAGUUGAUUACACAGAAGGUGGACAAUUCCCAAGCGUUUGUUUGGCUGUCCCAGCUGAGGCACCGAUGGGAUGAGAAGGACAGGCAUUGUUUUUCAAACAUCUGUGAUGCUCAGUUUCUCUACUCCUAUGAAUAUCUGGGCAACACACCGCGAUUAGUCAUCACUCCUCUGACAGACAGAUGCUACAUCACUCUGACACAGUCCCUCCACCUGACUAUGAGCGGAGCUCCAGCGGGGCCUGCAGGCACGGGGAAGACAGAGACAACUAAAGACCUGGGGCGUGCACUUGGCAUCAUGGUCUACGUAUUUAACUGCUCUGAGCAAAUGGACUACAAGUCCUGCGGGAACAUCUACAAAGGCUUGGCCCAGACGGGGGCAUGGGGCUGCUUUGAUGAAUUUAACAGGAUCUCGGUGGAGGUGUUGUCUGUGGUGGCUGUGCAGGUCAAGAGUAUACAAGACGCCAUCCGAGACAAGAAGCAGAAGUUUAACUUCAUGGGUGAGGAGGUCAAACUUUGUCCCUCAGUUGGCAUUUUCAUCACAAUGAAUCCAGGUUAUGCUGGACGGACAGAGCUUCCGGAGAACCUCAAGGCACUGUUCAGGCCGUGUGCCAUGGUGGUGCCGGACUUUGAGCUGAUCUGUGAAAUCAUGUUGGUGGCCGAGGGCUUUAUUAAUGCUCGCAUCCUUGCAAGAAAGUUCAUCACCCUUUACACACUGUGUAAGGAGCUGCUUUCCAAACAGGACCACUAUGACUGGGGCCUCAGAGCCAUCAAGUCAGUGCUGGUAGUAGCUGGCUCACUGAAGCGUGGCGACCCGGACCGAGCCGAGGACCAGGUCCUGAUGAGAGCUCUCAGAGACUUCAACAUCCCCAAGAUUGUGACCGAUGACAUGCCUGUGUUUAUGGGGCUGAUCGGAGACCUGUUUCCUGCCCUGGACGUCCCCAGGAAGAGAGACCCAGACUUUGAAUGCCACGUGAAGGAGGCCAUUCUGGACUUGAAACUACAGGCUGAGGACAGUUUUGUGCUGAAGGUGGUGCAGCUUGAGGAGCUCCUGGCAGUCCGCCACUCGGUGUUUGUGGUUGGUAACGCAGGCACUGGGAAGAGUCAGGUGAUGAAGUCACUCCACAGGACCUAUCAGAACAUGAAGCAUCGACCUGUGUGGGCCGACCUUAACCCAAAGGCUGUGACCAAUGACGAGCUCUUUGGCAUCAUUAAUCCAGCAACCAGAGAGUGGAAAGACGGACUGUUCUCCCAUAUAAUGCGUGAGCUGACCAAUGUGAGUCACAGUGGGCCAAAGUGGAUCGUUUUGGAUGGGGACAUUGACCCAAUGUGGAUUGAGUCACUUAACACAGUCAUGGAUGACAACAAGGUGCUGACUCUGGCCAGUAAUGAGCGUAUUCCUCUAAACCCAACUAUGAGACUUGUGUUUGAGAUAAGCCACCUUCACACUGCUACCCCCGCUACUGUAUCUCGAGCAGGCAUUCUGUACAUAAACCCAGCUGAUCUCGGGUGGAACGCGCCAGUAUCCAGCUGGAUUGACAGGAGAGAGGUUCAGUCGGAGAAAGCCAACCUGACCAUACUUUUUGACAAGUACCUGCCCUCUUGCUUGGAUGCUAUCAGGUCAAGGUUUAAGAAGAUCAUCCCCAUCCCUGAGCAGAGUACUGUCCAGAUGCUGUGUUACUUGCUGGAGUGUCUACUGACUCCAGAAAAUACCCCACCGGACUGCGCUAAAGAACUUUACGAGCUGUACUUUGUCUUUGCUGCUGUCUGGGCCUUUGGGGGAGCCAUGUUCCAGGACCAGCUGCUCGACUACAGAGUGGAGUUCAGCAAGUGGUGGGUGGCAGAGUUCAAAAGCAUCAAGUUCCCUUCCCAGGAUACUGUGUUUGAUUACUACAUUGACCCCGAAAGCAAGAAGUUUGAACCCUGGUCCAAAAUGGUCCCAAAGUUUCAGAUGGAUACAGACACACCGCUUCAGGCAUGUCUGGUACACACCACAGAGACCGUACGGAUCCGAUACUUCAUGGAUCGCCUCUUGGAGCAUCAAAGACCUGUCAUGUUGGUUGGGAAUGCUGGGAAUGGGAAGUCUGUCCUAGUUGGGGACAAACUGAGAUCACUGGAUACAGAUAAAUACGUGAUAAAAAAUGUCCCGUUUAAUUACUACACAACCUCUGCUAUGCUGCAAGCUGUGCUAGAAAAGCCCUUGGAGAAGAAAGCAGGUCGCAACUAUGGACCUCCCGGCAACAGGAGACUGAUCUACUUCAUAGAUGACUUGAACAUGCCGGAGGUGGACACGUACGGCACGGUCCAACCUCACACGCUCAUACGCCAGCACAUGGACUAUAACCACUGGUACGACCGGAAUAAGCUGCUUCUGAAGGAAAUACACAAUGUUCAAUACGUGUCCUGCAUGAACCCCACAUCUGGCAGUUUCACCAUCAAUCCACGUUUGCAGCGGCACUUCUGCGUCUUUGCGCUGUCUUUUCCCGGAGCUGAGGCCCUGAGCACCAUCUACACUUCCAUUCUGAUGCAGCACCUGAUGCCUGAAGGUUUCAGCACCGCACUGCAGAAGACCUGCAGCGCCCUGGUCCAGUUAGCUCUAGCACUACACCAACAGGUCUCAUCCAGCUUUUUGCCCACUGCAGUCAAGUUCCACUACAUAUUCAACCUGCGGGAUCUCUCCAACAUAUUCCAGGGCAUUCUGUUUUGCACCAGCGAGUGUCUGAAAACCCCUACGGACCUGCUGAAAGUCUACCUGCACGAGUCCAGCCGGGUCUACAGAGACAAGCUGGUAGAGGAGCAAGACUUCCAGGCCUUUGAUAAGCUGCAGGCGGACACAGCGAAAAAGUUCUUCGAGGACAUGGAGGAGACUCUGGAUCAAGCCAAAGAGAUGAACCUGUUCUGCCACUUUGCCUGUGGGCUUGGAGAGUCGCACUAUAUGGCUGUGGAGUCGUGGAGCAGCCUCAACAAAACCCUGCUGGAGCUGCUGGACUCCUACAAUGAGGUCAAUGCCACACUAAACCUGGUGCUGUUUGAGGACGCCAUGGCUCACAUCUGUCGUAUAAACCGAAUCCUGGAGUCUCCGCGGGGAAAUGCGCUGCUGGUCGGAGUGGGCGGCAGCGGCAAGCAGAGUCUGACCCGACUGGCUGCCUUCAUCUCCAAUCUGGAGGUUUUCCAGAUCACCUUGAGAAAAGGCUAUGGUAUUACCGACCUCAAGGGUGACCUGGCAUCCCUCUACAUCAAAGCUGGCGUGAAGAAUAUUGGCACUGUGCUCUUAAUGACUGACGCCCAAGUAGCAGACGAGAAGUUCCUCGUUCUGGUCAACGAUCUGUUGGCUUCGGGAGAGAUUCCGGACCUCUUUCCAGAUGACGAGGUGGAGACCAUCAUUGGCAGCAUGAGGGCAGAGGUCCGAGGCCUGGGAUUGAUGGAUACAAGGGAAAGCUGCUGGAAGUUCUUCAUCGAUCGGGUUCGGAGACAGCUCAAGGUGGUGCUGUGUUUCUCUCCCGUCGGCAGCAAACUCAGGAUUCGCAGCAGGAAGUUUCCUGCAUUGGUCAACUGCACAGCCAUCGACUGGUUCCACGAGUGGCCACAGGAGGCGCUGGAGUCAGUCAGCCUCAGGUUCAUCCAGGAGGUGGAAAAUAUCGAACCCCAAGUGAAGGAGUCAGUCAGUAAAUUCAUGGCAUACAUCCACAUGACUGUCAAUCAAACAUCCAAGGAGUACCUGGCCAAUGAGCGGCGCUACAACUACACCACGCCCAAGUCGUUCCUGGAGCAGAUCAAACUCUAUCGCAGCCUGCUGGGCCAGAAGAGUAAAGACCUCAUCAGCAAGAUGGAGCGGCUGGAGAAUGGACUGCAGAAGCUCAGCAGCACCUCUGCUCAGGUGGAUGAUCUUAAGGCCAAGCUGGCUGCCCAAGAAGUGGAACUGAAACAGAAGAAUGAGGCUGCAGACAAACUGAUACAGGUGGUUGGGGUAGAAACUGAGAAGGUGUCAAACGAGAAGGCAGUGGCUGAUGAAGAAGAGAAAAAGGUGGCAGCUAUCGCUUUGGUGGUGAAAGGCAAACAGAGCGACUGUGAGGAGGACUUGGUCAAGGCUGAACCGGCUCUGGUGGCAGCUCAGGAGGCUCUCAACACUCUCAAUAAGAAGAACCUGACAGAGUUAAAGUCGUUCCCCUCACCGGUGGAAGAGGUGAGCAACGUGACUGCAGCAGUCAUGGUCCUGACGGCGCCGCGUGGCCGAGUCCCGAAGGACCGCAGCUGGAAGGCUGCGAAGGUGAUGAUGGCUAAAGUGGACUCAUUCCUGGACUCCCUGAUAAACUUCAACAAGGAGAGAAUCCCCGAGGAUUGUCUCAAAGCUAUUCAGCCUUACCUGCAGAAUCCUCAGUUCCAGCCAGAUAUUGUGGGCUCUAGGUCGCUCGCGGCCGCUGGUCUGUGCUCUUGGGUUAUAAACAUUGUCAAGUACUAUGAAAUUUACUGCGAGGUGGAGCCCAAGCGUCAGGCUCUGAAGGAAGCCAAUGCUGAGCUUGCUGCCGCACAGGAGAAACUUUUCGCCAUCAAAAGCAAGAUCAAUUACCUUAAUGAGAACCUGGCCAAGCUAACAGCCCAGUUUAAGAAAGCCACUGCAGACAAGCUCAAGUGCCAGCAGGAAGCGGAGUCGACCGCACACACCAUUUCUCUGGCCAACCGCCUGGUGAGUGGUCUGGCAUCAGAGAAUGUUCGCUGGGCGGAGGCUGUAGAUGCGUUUAAGAAACAGGAGAGCACUCUGGGUGGGGAUGUCCUCCUCAUCACCGCCUUCAUCUCCUACCUGGGAUAUUUCACCAAACGCUACAGAGAGCAGCUUAUGGACGACACCUGGAGACCUUUCCUCAAUCAGCUGAAAGUUCCGAUCCCGAUCACACCUGACCUGGACCCUUUGACCAUGAUGACUGAUGAUGCCGACAUUGCAACGUGGCAGAACGAGGGGCUCCCUGCUGACAGGAUGUCCACUGAGAAUGCCACCAUUCUCACUUCCUGCCAGCGCUGGCCCCUCAUGGUGGACCCUCAGCUGCAAGGCAUCAAGUGGAUUAAAAACAAAUAUGGAGACGACCUGCGUAUCAUUCAUAUUGGAAAGCGAGGGUACCUGGAUGCUAUAGAGAGAGCGCUGGCAGCAGGUGAUGUGGUCCUAAUAGAGAACUUGGAGGAAACACUGGAUCCCGUGCUUGGACCUCUGCUGAGUGGAGAAACCAUUAAGAAGGGCAGGUACAUCAAGAUUGGUGACAAGGAGUGCGAGUACAACCCUAACUUCCGUCUCAUUCUGCACACCAAGCUAGCCAACCCACACUAUCAGCCGGAGCUGCAAGCCCAGUGCACCCUGAUAAACUUCACUGUGACCAGAGAUGGUCUGGAGGACCAGCUGCUGGCUGCUGUGGUCAGCAUGGAAAGACCUGACCUGGAACAACUGAAGUCGGACUUGACAAAGCAACAGAACGGCUUUAAGAUCACCCUGAAGACGCUGGAGGACAACCUGCUGUCCCAUUUGUCUUCAGCUUCAGGAAACUUCCUGGAUGACACGGAGCUGGUGGAAAACUUGGAGACAACGAAGCGCACUGCUGCAGAGAUCAAGGAGAAGGUAAAAGAAGCCAAAGUGACGGAGGCCAAAAUCAAUGAGGCUCGGGAGCACUACCGACCGGCAGCAGCUCGGGCUUCCUUAAUGUACUUCAUAAUGAACGACCUCAAUAAAAUCCACCCCAUGUACCAGUUCUCUCUCAAGGCGUUCAGUGUGGUCUUCCAGAAAGCGGUUCUGAAGGCCGAACUGGACGAUACUCUCGCGCAGCGGGUGUCCAACCUAAUUGACAGCAUCACCUACUCAGUCUUUCAGUACACCACAAGAGGCCUAUUUGAGUGCGACAAGCUCACGUACAUCGCUCAGCUCGUCUUCCAGAUAUUACUGAUGAGUAAAGAAAUAAACCCCAUGGAGUUGGACUUCCUUCUGAGAUACCCAGUUCAACCGGGCUUAAUAUCACCAGUGAGUUUUCUGUCCAACCACUCCUGGGGAGGAAUCAAGUCCCUGUGCUCCAUGGAAGAGUUCAGGAACCUGGACCAAGACAUUGAAGGUUCAGCCAAACGUUGGAAAAGGUUUGUGGAGUCUGAGUGUCCAGAGAAGGAGAAAUUCCCUCAAGAGUGGAAAAAUAAAUCAUCACUCCAGAGGUUGUGCAUGAUGAGGGCUCUGAGGCCGGACCGCAUGACGUACGCCAUCAGAGACUUUGUGGAGGAAAAACUGGGCACCAAGUACGUGACUGGAAGGUCACUGGACUUUGCCGUGUCCUUUGAAGAGUCGGGUCCAGCUACACCCGUGUUCUUCAUCCUGUCUCCUGGUGUUGACCCUUUGAAGGAUGUGGAGAAACAUGGAAAGAAGCUGGGUUACACAUAUGACAACAAGAACUUCCACAAUGUCUCCUUGGGUCAGGGUCAGGAAGUCGUAGCUGAACAAGCCCUUGACUUGGCUGCUAAGGAUGGCCAUUGGGUCAUAUUACAGAACAUCCAUUUGGUGGCGCGCUGGCUGGAUACCCUAGAAAAACAUCUGGAGCAGCUCUGUGAAGGAAGCCAUGAAAACUUCAGGGUGUUUGUCAGUGCUGAGCCCUCCUCCACCCCUGGGGGACACAUCAUCCCACAGGGAAUCCUGGAAAACUCCAUCAAGAUCACCAACGAGCCACCUACAGGCAUGCAUGCCAACCUGCACAAAGCCCUGGACAACUUCAACCAGGACACUCUGGAAAUGUGUGCACGAGAGAUGGAGUUUAAGAGUAUCUGGUUUGCCCUGUGCUACUUCCAUGCGGUGGUAGCAGAAAGGAGGAAGUUUGGUCCUCAGGGCUGGAACAGAUUGUACCCCUUCAACACCGGAGACCUGACCAUUUCUGCCAACGUCCUCUACAACUACCUGGAAGCCAAUCCCAAGGUGCCGUAUGAUGAUCUGCGCUACCUGUUUGGGGAAAUCAUGUAUGGAGGUCACAUCACAGACGACUGGGAUCGCCGUCUGUGCCAGACUUACCUGGAGGAGUUUAUCAAGCCUGAGAUGAUGGAGGGAGAGCUGUGCCUGGCACCCGGCUUCCCGUUGCCUGGAAACAUGGACUAUAACAGCUACCACCAGUAUGUAGAUGACACCCUGCCGGCAGAGUCGCCCUACUUGUAUGGCCUUCACCCCAAUGCUGAGAUCGGUUUCCUCACACAAACUUCUGAGAAGCUUUUCCGCACAGUGCUGGAGAUGCAGCCCAGGGAUGGAGGAGUCGGCGAGGGAGGUGGAAUGACACAUGAGGAGAAGGUGUGUGCCAUACUGGAGUUAAUCACAGAGAAACUACCAGAGGAGUUCAACAUGGCUGAGCUGCUCACAAAGGCAGAGGAGAGGACUCCGUACCAGGUGGUGGCGCUACAGGAGUGUGAGCGAAUGAAUAUCCUUACUCAGGAGAUCAGGCGUUCCCUCCAUGAGCUCAGCCUCGGACUCAAGGGAGAAUUAACUAUGACCAGUGACAUGGAGAACCUCCAGAACUCCAUUUUCCUGGACCUGGUACCAGAAACGUGGAGUAAGCUGGCUUACCCGUCCAUGUCCAGUCUGUCUGUAUGGUUUACAGACCUUCUGGCCCGGAUCAAGCAGCUGGAUGUGUGGACGACAGACUUCGUCUUGCCCUCUGUGGUGUGGCUGACUGGCUUCAUCAACCCUCAGUCCUUCCUGACAGCCAUCAUGCAGACAACGGCACGAAGGAACGAGUGGCCUCUGGACAGGAUGUGUCUGCAGUGCAACGUUACCAAAAAAAAUCUAGAAGACUUUAGUUCUCCACCUCGCGAGGGGGCCUAUGUUCAUGGCCUCUACAUGGAGGGUGCACGCUGGGACACGCAGAGAGGUAUGAUUGUAGACGCCCGGCUCAAGGAGCUCACCCCGGCCAUGCCAGUUAUUUUUAUCAAGGCCAUCCCUGUGGACAAAAAAGAGCACAAAAACAUCUACCCAUGUCCUGUCUACAAGACCCAGCAGAGAGGACCGACAUAUGUUUGGACAUUUGACCUCAACACAAAAGAAAACCCGUCCAAGUGGGUCGUGGCUGGGGUGGCCCUGCUGCUGAAUGUUUAAAUGUUUCGUUGUGAGUGUGGUUCAGGUUCCUGUUCUGAAUGAGAAAGUUUGAA